Molecule: messenger RNA, 3361 nt
Organism: Vitis vinifera (wine grape)
Lineage: Eukaryota; Viridiplantae; Streptophyta; Magnoliopsida; Vitales; Vitaceae
Product: protein RRC1
Exons: 18
Coding region: 201-3095 (964 amino acids)
Biological process (GO): RNA processing
Cellular component (GO): nucleus
Molecular function (GO): RNA binding
Source: RefSeq, a predicted model, not a curated record
AGGGGGCGUGGUGAAAUCGGGGCAGGUCGACUUGAGUUUUGGAUUAAAGCAUGUUAAUUGCCUGGUUCAUUUUCGUCACAUUAUGACUCGACUCCGUCCGCCCCCUCCUGCAAAUUCCUCCCUUUAACUCACCCUACUCGCCCUCUUCUUCUCACUGAUUUCAGUGCCAACCCUCCCUUCUACUUGCAUUUGAUGAAAAGAUGAGUUCCUUUUCCAUCACACGAAAAAAGACGCCUUUCCAGAAGCACAGAGAGGAGGAAGAGGCAAAGAAAAAAAGAGCUGAGGAUGAAACUGCUCGAUUAUAUGCCGAAUUCGUGGAGUCAUUUCAAGGGGAUAAUGCGCCAGGGUCAAAGACUUUUGUUCGAGGGGGGACAAUCAAUCCUAAUGAGAGAGUGAAGACAGAGUCUGAAGGUGAAAAGUCGAAAGAUGGGGUAUCUGUUCCAAAGAAGGGAAGUAGGUAUGUUCCAUCUUUCAUACCACCUCCUUUGGCAGCCAAGGGAAAAGAACCUGAUAAGAAGAAGGAGGAGGAGAAGCCGAAGGAGAGAGAGAAGGGGAAGUCACGCAACAUAGAUCAUUUUAUGGAGGAGCUGAAGCAUGAGCAAGAGAUGAGGGAGAGACGAAAUCAAGAACGGGAUCAAUGGCGUGAUGGACGCCAUAAUGAUAGUUCUGCUCUGCCUAGCAGAUUUGAUGAGCUGCCUGAUGACUUUGAUCCGAGUGGAAAGCUUCCUGGAUCAUUUGAUGAUGGUGAUCCACAAACUACUAAUCUCUAUGUUGGAAAUCUCUCACCACAGGUGGAUGAGAAUUUCCUUUUGCGUACUUUUGGAAGAUUUGGUCCUAUCGCUAGUGUGAAAAUAAUGUGGCCUAGGACAGAAGAGGAACGGAGGCGACAAAGAAAUUGUGGCUUUGUUGCUUUCAUGAACAGAGCUGACGGUCAGGCUGCUAAGGACGAAAUGCAAGGGGUAGUUGUUUAUGAGUAUGAGUUGAAGAUUGGAUGGGGUAAGUCUGUUUCUCUUCCAUCACAAGCACUACCUGCUCCCCCACCAGGUCACAUGGCCAUCAGGAGUAAGGAGGGAGCCACAGUAAUCUUGUCUGGUCCAUCAGGUCCACCAGUCACUUCUGUUCCAAAUCAAAAUUCUGAGCUGGUUCUCACUCCAAAUGUCCCUGAUAUAAUGGUUUCUCCUCCUGAGGAUGAUCAUCUCCAUCAUGUGAUCGACACAAUGGCUCUAUACGUUCUGGAUGGAGGAUGUGCUUUUGAACAAGCCAUAAUGGAGAGAGGUCGAGGAAAUCCUCUUUUUAACUUCUUGUUUGAGCUUGGAUCGAAGGAACACACUUACUAUGUUUGGAGGCUCUAUUCAUUUGCUCAGGGUGAUACUCUUCAAAGGUGGAGAACUGAGCCUUUCAUCAUGAUAACUGGCAGUGGAAGAUGGAUGCCACCCCCUCUUCCUACGGUCAGAAGCCCAGAGCAUGAGAAGGAGUCUGGUACCACAUUUGCAGCAGGAAGAAGCAGGCGUGUGGAGCUGGAACGGACAUUGACUGAUCCACAGAGGGAUGAAUUUGAGGAUAUGUUGCGUGCUUUGACAUUAGAAAGGAGUCAGAUAAAGGAAGCUAUGGGUUUUGCUUUAGAUAAUGCUGAUGCAGCUGGAGAGAUAGUUGAGGUUCUCACAGAAUCUUUAACACUUAAAGAAACACCUAUACCAACUAAAGUUGCAAGGCUCAUGCUUGUCUCUGAUGUUCUUCACAAUAGCAGUGCUCCAGUAAAGAAUGCAUCUGCAUACCGUACCAAAUUUGAAGCAACCUUACCUGACAUAAUGGAGAGCUUUAAUGACUUGUAUCGUAGUGUAACGGGAAGGAUUACUGCUGAGGCCCUUAAGGAACGAGUUAUGAAGGUUCUUCAAGUCUGGGCAGACUGGUUCCUAUUUUCAGAUGCAUAUGUCAAUGGAUUGCGGGCUACUUUUCUUCGAUCUGGGAACUCUGGAGUGACACCUUUUCAUUCUAUAUGUGGUGAUGCACCAGAAAUAGAAAAGAAAACUAGCUCGGAAGAUACUGGUGAAGGAGGCAAGUCCAAUCAAGAUGCUGCGCUAGCAAUGGGCAAAGGAGCAGCAAUGAAGGAACUAUUGAGCCUUCCAAUUGCUGAAUUGGAAAGACGUUGCAGGCAUAAUGGGUUAUCUCUUGUUGGUGGUAGAGAAAUAAUGGUUGCAAGAUUGCUUAGUCUAGAAGAGGCUGAAAAACAAAGGGGAUAUGAUUUAGAUGAUGAUUUGAAAUAUGCACAGAGCCAUUCAAACUCAGGUAGAUACCCAAGUAGCAGGAAGGAAAUUGGUGUUGAAACAGAGUCUGUUGGAUUAUCGGGAUGGAAUCGUUAUGGUGAAGAUGAGAUACAGUCACAAGGAAAAGGGUCUGUACCUUUGGCCCCGACAAUUCCCAUACCACAGCCUGAGCUCAAAGCCUUUACAAAUAAAGGGAAAACUGAUCCUGUUUUGCCUGCCUCUAAGUGGGCCCGAGAGGAUGAUGACAGUGAUGAUGAACAAAAGAGAAGUGCUAGGGGUCUGGGGUUAAGCUACUCUUCUUCUGGAAGCGAGAAUGCAGGUGAUGGUCCUAGCAAGGCUGAUGAGAUGGAAUUUGCAACUGAAUCAAGCAUCCCCUCUCAACCAGACAGUGGAAUGAUGAAUGAAGAGCAUAGACAAAAGUUGAGGCGUCUAGAGGUUGCUUUAAUAGAAUACCGUGAGUCUCUUGAAGAACGGGGGAUCAAAAGCUCUGAGGAAAUCGAGAGAAAAGUUGCAAUCCAUCGGAAACGGCUACAGUCCGAAUAUGGAUUAUCAGAUAGUAAUGAAGAUGUCUCAUGGAAUAAGCGGUCAUCUGCAGAGAGAAGGGACAGACGAGAUGAUUCUCGCGAGACUACAAGAAAGCGCCACCGCAGCCGGAGUCAAAGUGAGGAUGGGGACCGGGAGAGGCACCGUGAUAGAUCUCAUGAUCCAGAAAGCGAAAAGGGAAGGGAUCGAGAACGUGAUCGUGAGAAGAGUGGAAGCAGAGAGAGGGAAGAUCAUGACAGGGAUAGAGGUAGAGAGAGAGAGAGGGAUAGGAGAAGACGGGUGAAAUGAGCUUGCUGGAUGGAUCAUGGCAUAUGCAUCAAAGUAACAUCUACUCUCCUCAAUGAAGAAAUGGGGGGGGGGAGGGGUUCAGAAUAUCAAUGGAUCCACUUAUUUUCCAUUUGUAUUGGUUUUGGGGGUGGUUUGAUUAUGAAGAGAAAUCUAUAUUGAUCAGUUUUAAGAUGGAUUUAGGUUAGCCUGCCCAGGAAAUUAUCUGGCUUUUUUUUAACAAUGUAUGGAGAAAUCUGUCUAGUGUUUCAACCAUAUUUGUGGUCGCA